This is a messenger RNA of Dipodomys spectabilis (banner-tailed kangaroo rat), 1836 nucleotides long. It is a transcript of the gene Rassf9, whose product is annotated as Ras association domain family member 9. Gene Ontology annotation, biological process: signal transduction. The transcript is spliced from 2 exons. The record is from RefSeq and is a predicted model, not a curated record. Bases 216 to 1523 code for a protein of 435 amino acids. NCBI's taxonomy places the organism in Eukaryota, Metazoa, Chordata, Mammalia, Rodentia, Heteromyidae.
UCUCCAAAGGUGCAGCAGCCACAACAAUCCCGCAGUUACACAACUUGCAGCAACUCUGUCAGCCUGCUGCUAAUGAGCUGAAGGCCAGGAACAUUGGAGGAGGUGAAGAAGAAGCUUCCAGACCUCCUCCCUUCACCCUAGAAACCCAGGAUCCCCUACCUUCAGCCGCAGAUCGCGUCCCGAUCCAGUCCUGUUCUCUCACAGGACAAACACCAAUGGCUCCUUUUGGAAGAAACUUGCUAAAGACUCGGCAUAAAAACAGAUCUCCAACUAAAGACAUGGAAUCAGAAGAGAAGGAAAUCGUGGUUUGGGUUUGCCAAGAAGAGAAGAUUGUUUGUGGGUUAACUAAACGCACCACCUCCGCUGAUGUCAUCCAGGCUUUGCUGGAGGAACAUGAGACUACCUUGGGGGAAAAACGAUUUCUCCUGGGGAAGCCCAGUGAUUACUGCAUCGUAGAGAAGUGGAGAGGCUCUGAACGCGCCCUCCCUCCGCUGACGAGAAUCUUGAAGCUGUGGAAAGCUUGGGGCGAUGAGCAGCCGAAUAUGCAAUUUGUUCUGGUUAAAGCCGAUGCUUUCCUUCCAGUUCCUUUGUGGAGGACCGCUGAAACAAAAUUAGUCCAAAACACCGAAAAACCGUGGGAGCUCAGCCCAGCCACUUACAUGAAGACAUUACCACCAGACAAACAGAAAAGAAUCGUGAGAAAAACUUUCCGGAAGCUGGCUAAGAUUAAGCAGGACACGGCGUCUCACGAGCGCGAUCAUAUGGAGACAUUAGUUCAUCUGAUCAUUUCUCAGGACCACACCAUUCAUCAGCAAGUGCAGCGGAUGAAAGAGCUGGACCUGGAAAUUGAAAAGUGUGAAGCAAAAUUCCACCUCGACCGGGUAGAAAAUAAUGGGGAAAAUUAUGUGCAGGAUGCAUAUUUAAUGCCCAGUCUCAGUGAAGUUGAGCUGAAGCUCGAUCUGCAGUCAGAGGAAAACCAAAUUCUGGAGGACCUGAACGAAAGCGAUGACAUCGCACAGUUGGAAGAACGGCUGAAAUACUACAGAAUGCUCAUUGAUAAGCUCUCUGCAGAAAUAGAGAAAGAGGUCAAGAGUGUCUGCCUCGAAGUCAUGGAUGAUUCCGAAGGGGCAGCCGUCGGUGAAGUGGAAAGUUCUCAUCUAGAAAGUGUUAAGUGUGAUUUGGAGAAAAGUAUGAAAGCUGGUUUGAAAAUCCACUCUCACUUGAGUGGCAUCCAGAAGGAGAUUAAAUACAGUGACUCAUUGCUUCUGAUGAAAGCCAAGGAAUAUGAACUACUAGCCCAGGAGCUCAAUUCAUUUCACAUUAGCAACCAAGAUGGAUGCCAGUUAAAGGAAAACAGAGGGAAGGAAUCUGAAGUCCCCAUUAGCAGUGGAGAGGUCCUGCCCUUGACACAAAGGGUAUUUAACACGUAUAUAAACGACACAGAUUCAGACACUGGCAUCAGCUCUAACCACAGUCAAGACUCAGAAACAACAGUGGGGGAUGUGGUAUUAUUGUCCACCUAAUUCCAGUAGCCUUUCCCACCUCCAUUCAUGUUGCUCAUUUUUAUAUAAUAGGUAACUCAUGAUAAAGCUUGUAGUAGUUAAAUAAAAGCUAGUAAAAUCUGUUGAUUUCUGUUGUAAGAUUUCCAAUGUGGCUUUGAUUUUUCCAGGUCUUAGCAGUGAAUUGUUUUAUAGGAAUGUAGUAGAACUUGCUUAUCAUUACAUAACAGAAAUAAUUCAAUAGGGAUUAUUUGAUAAUCUUCCAUAGCUUCUGCUAGAAAGGAGAUAUGUAAACUUAAAAACAAUUCCAACAUUCUUUUUUAAAUAUUGAAGCUGC